Molecule: messenger RNA, 3336 nt
Organism: Bradysia coprophila
Lineage: Eukaryota; Metazoa; Arthropoda; Insecta; Diptera; Sciaridae
Gene: Chi
Product: LIM domain-binding protein 2 Chi
Source: RefSeq, a predicted model, not a curated record
CAUAAGUACAUUGUCGCUUCGGUUUUUUCAUUCGAUUCUCUACACACAACCCAUGCCCUUGCUAAAUAUAACAUGGCGUCGAUUGUGUCUGAUGUAAGACAUUCGGUGUUGCGGUUUAUUUAUCGCGUUUAACCGUAUGCAUAUUGUGAUAUUAACAUAUAAUUAAUUGUUUAAACUGUAAUGCAUUCGUGGACAAAUGUAUUUAUUGUGGAUUUUAUACAAAAAACCGUGCUAUUUGGCGAAAAAUUGAACCGGCGCUCUUGUUAUCUUCGUUGGUUUUCAAGUUUGAUGGACGGUGGAAGGAAAAAAAAAAGUUAAUUGUCUCGGACCGUUUGUUACCUUUAUACCUUUACCACUAUGUGUGUACAUUUUGUUCGGCAAAUAAAAUGUUUAUAAAUAAAAUUUAAAAGAAAAAGAAGAAAUAUUUGUAUUUUGUAAAUAUUCAAGUGGCACCUGUUUUUUUUUUAAACUAAAAUAUAAUGAAUGAAUGAAUGUGUAAUAAGCAUAAUUUUACAAGUGAUCCUAUUAUUAGUUCGUACUAUGGAAAAGGAAUAUUAUCUAAACGAGUGACGAGUGAGCAUACAAAUAAUGUUGUGAUGUUUUCAUCGUACAGUGUUUUUACAACGGUGGUUUUUAUGGAUGUCCACAAUGGAACUGUACUGUAGUAGUUAUUGUGGGUGCAUUCAAACUGAAACAAUUGAUGUGCUUUCGAAUUGUAUUUAUGCAUUAGACAUUACCAUAAACUUGAAUGAUAAACAGAAGCGAUCUCAAUACCAAAAUUCUAUCUAUCGGCUUAAGGAUACCAUAGUAAAUUGGAGCACAAUUACAUAAAUCAACACUUUGAAAUGAUAGGUGUAGGUAGACGUGGUGUGCCUCCUGGGGGUCCUUUAAGUUUGCCAUCCACACUGGAGGACCCAGGAGCAGGAUGGAAAGGCGGACCGCCAGGUCCAGAUAAUCAGGGAAAUCUUCCAGGAGGAUUCACACCUUCCGGUCCCAAUUCAUUUGGCGGACCAGUUGCAGUAUCAUUUCCAAACGCUGGACAAGGAAGUCCAGCCGGUAGUGGACAGCCAGUAAACCAGUACCAAGGGCCACCAACCGGCUCCAACACGCCACAAUACACAGCAUCGCCAGCCCCAUCGGGCUCAUCAACGCCUGGUCCUGGUCCUCCACCGAAUGUAAGUGGAGCUGGAUUUCCUCCGCCACCGAAUUCGGGUGGACCACCAUAUAAUGGUCCGGUUGCCGGCGGACCAUUCGGAUCACCAUCAGGCGGUCCACCGUUUAAUCGACCAAACAGUUCCGGACCGCCAGCCGGAUUCGGAGGACCACACUUUCCAUCGCCAGGCGGGCCUGGAGGUUUCGGAGGACCACAAUUUAACAUGCCGCCUGGAUCACCGUUUGGACAUGGUCCUGGACAUCCAAUGGGCCCAAUGGUUCCUGCUGGACAUCUUAUGGGCUCACAACCUGUUGAUCGCAUGGAACAAGGAGCCUUACCUAACGUACCUAGAAGACAUUCAUCGUAUUAUAAUAAUCAAAGUACUGAACAUAGGGUGCACGAAUUAAAUAAAAGGCUACAGCAACGAAACGAGGAAAGCGAUAAUUGUUGGUGGGACUCAUUUGCAACAGAAUUUUUUGAAGACGAUGCGACGUUAACGUUAACGUUUUGUUUAGAAGACGGCCCCAAAAGAUAUACUAUAGGUAGAACAUUAAUACCUCGGUACUUCCGGAGUAUAUUCGAAGGAGGUGUUACAGAACUGUACUUCCACAUGAAGCACAACAAGGAAUCGUUUCACAAUACAUCUGUCACAUUAGACUGUGAACAGUGCACAAUGGUAACACAUCACGGGAAGCCAAUGUUUACAAAAGUUUGUACAGAAGGACGAUUAAUAUUAGAAUUUAUAUAUGACGACUAUAUGAGGAUAAAAUCCUGGCAUAUGGCUGUGCGACAACAUAAGGAACUUAUUCCCAGAACGGUUAUUUUACACCAACAUUCACCUCAAAACGAUCCAAACAUUAUGGAACAAUUAUCGAAAAAUAUCACACGGCAGGGAAUAACAAAUUCAACACUAAAUUAUCUACGCCUGUGUGUCAUCUUAGAACCGAUGCAAGAAUUAAUGUCGCGGCACAAAGCUUAUGCACUGAGUCCCAGAGAUUGUUUGAAGACAACGUUAUUUCAGAAAUGGCAGCGCAUGAUUGCACCGACGUCGGAUGCGCAACGACCACCAAAUAAACGACGGAAAAGGAAAGGUUCAAAUUCAGGAGCAGCCAACAACGCACCACCAGUGACGAGUAAAAAACGUUCACCGGGACCAAAUUUUUCAUUAGCCUCGCAGGACGUGAUGGUGGUUGGUGAACCGUCUCUGAUGGGCGGUGAAUUCGGUGACGAAGAUGAACGUCUCAUAACCCGCUUAGAAAAUACCCAAUACGAUGCAGCUAAUUCAAUGGACCAUGACAAUCAUGGUUUCGGUCAUGCCGACUCACCGAUGACCGGCUCGAAUUCAUGGAAUGUCGAUCGAAGCGGAGGAGGACCACAAGGUAAUACACCGUCCAGUCAAGAUUCGGAGAAAAAAAGUCCGGCAGUAUCACAGUGACGGAUGUAACAAACAAUUUUAUAAAUUUUUCGUCCCCGUUCAGAAGAGAAAAAAAUUUAUAAAAUCGGACAAAAUCAUAACUCACACACAAAACCCUAAAAAAAAUUUAAUGAAAAUGAAAAUAAUAAAAUAAAAUGAGAAAUUGAAAAAUGUCAUGAUGAAAACUUCAUCUCUUUUCUAGCCAAGUUUUUCGAAAUGGACGAAAUGAAAAAAACUAAAAAAAAUCACAAAUGAAACACCACUGUUUUUUAUAAAACAAAAAAAAAAUGAAGCAAAGAAAAUUGCCCCCACCCCUCGAAACAAUUGAGGGGAAAAUGUUAGUGAAUAUUUUACAUCCUAAAAGAACAUUUUUACUGAACGAACAGUUUGUUUACCAUAAACAGUAUUGAUAAAAGUAAAAAAAAAAUUGAAAAAAAAAAAUGAAAAAAUCUUUAACUGUGAACAGUGAUUUUAGAAAUGAAAAAAAUGUUUUACUAGCAAUAUGAUUUUGUACACUACAUUUGCGCACUCUCGUCCGACUGAGUAUUUAUUCAAAUUAAAUAAAAAAUGAAAUUGAAGAAAAUAAAAAUUAAAAAAAAAAUCAAAUCCAAUAAAAACGAAUUGAAUUAAUCUUUUUAAAACCAUGAACACUAUGGAAAGUAAAACAAACCAACAAAAAACAUUUUGUGCUAAAUUAAAAAAAAAUGGUUAAGUGACAAACCCGUAAAAUUAUCGGCCGGAUAUAUUUUGAGACGGUUAACUUAAAAAA